GGCUGUCCUGUCUUCACCACCCUCUCUCAUCUCCAAGUUCCGUGUUAACAGUCAGGUAUUUAAUUGUUUGAUUUUGUAGUUAACAUUUUCAUUCAGGACUCUUCUGGCCCGACGCUCUCUACGAUCUUUGCAGUCAUGUCUGACCGAGGCUCUUUUGAUACCAACGUGGUGACUUUAACCCGGUUUGUGCUGGAGGAAGGGAGGAAAGCCAAGGGAACAGGGGAGCUCACUACCCUGCUCAACUCGAUGUGCACGGCCGUCAAAGCCAUCUCCACAGCGGUGAGGAAAGCUGGCAUCGCCAACCUGUAUGGCAUAGCAGGCAGCACCAAUGUCACGGGGGACCAGGUGAAGAAGCUGGACAUCCUGUCUAACAACCUGGUGAUCAACAUGAUCAAAUCCUCCUUCACAUCCUGUGUCCUGGUAUCAGAGGAGGACGAUACCGCCAUCAUAGUAGAACCAGACAGACAGGGUAAAUACGUGGUGUGUUUUGAUCCUCUGGAUGGCUCCUCUAACAUCGACUGCUUGGCUUCCAUCGGCACCAUCUUCGCCGUCUAUAAAAAGACGACAGAGGAUGACCCGUGUGAGAACGACGCGCUGCAGCCCGGUAGGAACAUCGUUGCCGCCGGAUACGCUCUUUAUGGCAGCGCCACCAUGAUGGUACUGUCCACUGGGCAGGGAGUGAACUGCUUCAUGUUGGACCCGGCCAUAGGUGAGUUCAUUCUGGUGGACAGAGAUCUGAAGAUCAAACCGAAAGGAAAUAUCUACAGUCUGAAUGAAGGAUACGCCAAAUACUUUGACCCCGCUGUCACGGAGUACCUACAAAAGAAGAAGUUCCCCCAGGAUGGCAGUGCCCCGUACGGUGCCCGCUAUGUGGGUUCUAUGGUAGCAGACGUCCACAGGACCCUGGUCUACGGAGGAAUCUUCCUCUACCCUGCUAACGUCAAGAGCCCCGAGGGAAAGCUGCGUCUGCUGUAUGAGUGCAACCCCAUGGCGUUCAUCAUCGAGCAGGCGGGCGGUAUGGCAACCACAGGAAGUCAGAACGUCCUGGACAUCCAGCCAAUCAACAUCCACCAGAGAGUUCCCGUGGUGCUGGGGUCACCAAGUGACGUCAAGGAGUACCUGGAUAUAUACCAAAAACACCAGGCCAACAAUGGCAACUAGGGGACCACACACACACCAGGCCAACCAUGGCAACUAGGGGACCACACACACACCAGGCCAACCAUGGCAACUAGGGGACCAAGCAUACAGGUACACACUCCCUCUGUAAAGACCCAUUAUAAACCAAGAGACCAAAGAUCCACACAUUCCCCUAUUACUUAUGAGACUCAACGGGAUCAGCAUGCUGUUGACCAACGAUCAUCACCAUCAACCACUAGACCGACACUCCAACCACGAGACUGUAGACACUCCAACCACGAGACUGUAGACACUCCAACCACGAGACUGUAGACACUCCAACCACGAGACUGUAGACCAAAGGUACACCCUCAAGCCUCACCACCCAGACCAAAGAAUAAGUAAACCAAGAUAACCACCAACUACUUCCCAUCCUGGACCAGGAACUGAAGGGGAACAGACCAUUUUCCCCUCAUUCCUUCAUUGUCAUUUAUUUUCAAGGAAUUUGCAGACAACCUGCAGUACCUUCUCACACUAUCGGCCCCCAGACCACAUGUCUGGAACCAGUGUGUGAAAUGUUACCAUAUGUCAGACAGACCUAAUGUUACCUCUAUGCCGUACAUAAGAUCUGUGCCUUGACACAGAUAUGGUUUGGGAUGAUGAAGCAUGUAAAUAAUAAACCUUGGUGGCGCUGUA
Messenger RNA from Salmo salar (Atlantic salmon), 1815 nucleotides. Lineage: Eukaryota; Metazoa; Chordata; Actinopteri; Salmoniformes; Salmonidae. The record is from RefSeq and is a predicted model, not a curated record.